Messenger RNA from Prunus armeniaca (apricot), 1764 nucleotides. Lineage: Eukaryota; Viridiplantae; Streptophyta; Magnoliopsida; Rosales; Rosaceae. The record is from the annotation of a GenBank genome assembly.
AUGGAGAGACAGAGCAGUUUCCAGGCAGCAAAGAUGGAAAAACAACCAAGUUUCAAUGGGGCAAUCGAGCAACAGCCUAGUUUCCGUGGAGCAAUGGAGAAACAGAAGAGUUUUCGCGGAUUCAUGGAGAAGCAGAAGAGUUUUCGGAUAGUUAUGGAGAAACAGCUGAGCUUUAUUGGUGGAGAAAGGAGGAAGAGCAAGGAGUCACCCGGUAAAAGAGGUGACUCCCAACUCCAUUUGGCUGCUCGAGCAGGGAAUUUAGUCAGAGUCAAAGAAAUUCUUCAGAAUUGUAAUAAUAGCAAUGAGUCAAUUGGUUUGUUGUCUAAGACAAACCAGGAGGGAGAGACUCCGCUCUAUGCCUCAGCGGAUAAUGGGCAUGCUGUGAUUGUUGGGGAAAUGCUGAAGCAUAUGAACCUUCAAACCGCAUCCAUCACAGCCAGAAAUGGCUAUGAUCCAUUCCACAUUGCUGUAAGACAGGGCCAUCUUGAGGUGUUGAAAGAACUUCUGCACGUGUUCCCCAACUUGGCCAUGACCACAGAUCUAUCCAAUUCAACUGCCUUACACACAGCUGCUACUCAGGGUCAUAUUGAUAUUGUAAAUCUCCUUCUGGAAACUGACUCAAAUCUCGCUAAGAUAGCCCGCAAUAAUGGUAAGACUGUCCUUCAUUCAGCAGCAAGGAUGGGGCACUUGGAAGUAGUCAAAUCCCUACUAAAUAAGGAUCCAAGCGCUGCUUUUAGAACUGAUCUGAAAGGCCAAACUGCGCUGCACAUGGCUGUGAAAGGGCACAAUGUGGAGAUUGUGCUGGAGUUGCUGAAACCUGAUCCCUCAGUUUUGACUGUGGAAGAUAACAAGGGAAACACAGCAUUGCAUAUUGCCACAAGGAAGGGCCGUAUUGAGAAUGUACGCUGUCUAUUGUCCAUUAAUAAUGACGGCAGUAACAUCAAUGCAAGUAACAAGGCUGGAGAGACCUCACUCGACAUUGCCGAAAAAUUUGGGACUCCAGAACUCGUGUCCGUGUUAAAGGAAGCAGGGGCCACCAAUUCUAAAGACCAAGGAAAACCUGCAAAUCCAGCAAAGCAGCUUAAGCAGACUGUGAGUGACAUAAAGCACGAUGUCCAGUCCCAACUCAAACAGACCCGUCAAACUGGUGCCAGAGUCCAGAAAAUUGCAAAGAAGUUGAAAAAGCUCCACAUUAGCGGCCUUAACAAUGCUAUAAACUCUGCCACUGUUGUUGCUGUGCUGAUUGCCACCGUUGCUUUUGCGGCCAUCUUCACUGUUCCUGGCCAGUAUGUUGAGGAGAAAACUUUGGGGCUUACGCUUGGACAAGCUCAUAUAGCAAACAAUGCUGCUUUCAUCAUCUUCUUUGUGUUUGACAGCCUGGCGCUCUUCAUCUCCCUGGCUGUUGUUGUAGUCCAGACGUCUGUGGUUGUGAUUGAGCAGAAGGCAAAAAAGCAGCUUGUUUUUGUGAUCAACAAGCUCAUGUGGCUAGCUUGCCUCUUCAUUUCCAUUGCUUUUAUUUCUCUCACGUAUGUGGUGGUGGGUUCACACUCGAGGUGGCUUGCUGUGUAUGCAACAGUUAUAGGCAGCACAAUCAUGCUUACUACCAUUGGCUCCAUGUGCUAUUGUGUCAUUUUACAUAGGAUGGAGGAGUCCAAAAUGAGGAAUAUUCGGAGAGCUGAGAGUAAGUCUCGUUCAUUCUCUAUGUCUAUGGCAUCAGAGCACGAGAUUUUGAACAGCGAGUAUAAGAGGAUGUAUGCACUGUAA